AUGGUCUGCGACGACUUUAUCGUUGUUGAAUCUGUGUGCUUUGUUCGUUCAAUUAGAGUUGUUGGAAAUCAGUUUAAAAAAGGGAAACCCAGAAACCCAAAUUUUCUAACAGGAAGGAUCCCCAGCCAUUUCCCUCAUCCGCUAGGCGAAGAUACCCGUAAUCCUUUUAUUGGUCAUCUUUAUAGUGCUCUAAAAGAUCGUGGAAUUCAUGCUUUCAUUGAUAGUGAAGAUCUGUGGAAAGGAGAAGAUAUUGGGGAGCUUCUCCAAGCAAUUAAAUGCUCCAAUCUCUCCAUUGCUGUCUUCAGUGAAAGUAAUGUACAAAGCGAAUGGGGCCUCCAAGAGCUUGCUCAGAUGCUGGAAUGUCAUAGAACUCACAAUCAAAUCAUUUUUCCUAUUUUCUUCAAAGUUAAGACAACUGAUGUUAAGAAUCAGAUUGGAUCUUUUGAGAUUUCACCUCAGAAAUAUGACAAAGAGGUGCCUGAAACUCUACAAAGAUGGAAGGAUGCUUUGCAAGCACUAGGCCAUAAGAGUGGAUGGGUUUUCAAGGAUGAGGAUCAAUGGAUGUUAGUGAAAUCAAUUGUUCACAAGGUUUCGCUCCGAUUGAAUGUAGUCCCGUUGGUUGAUGUUAAACAUCCCGUUGCAUUAGAAUCUCGGGUAGAAUCUGUAUUAUCUCUACUAUCAAAUGCUGGUUCUAAGGAUGAUGUUCAGUUUCUAGGGAUAUGUGGCUUGGGCGGUAUUGGAAAGACAACCAUUGCAAUAGCCAUAUCCAACCACAGCUUCAGAAAAUUUAGUAAGACUUGUUUUCUUGAAAACAUUCAAGAGGAAGCAUCACAACAUGGUAUAGUUUAUUUACAAAAGAUACUUUUUGAAAAAAUAUUUGGGGAAGAAAUAAAAAUUUCCAAUUCUAGAGAAGGUUCGAGUUUGAUAAAAGAAAGAAUUGGAAAAACAGACACUCUUUUCAUUCUUGAUGAUGUGAGCAAUGAUGACCAAUUAGAAGCAUUGGUAGGUGAUCUCAAUUGGUUUGGUCCUGGAAGUAGGAUAAUUAUAAUAAUUAGAGAUGAGAGCAUUUUACGUGGAGUUCCUGAAAAUAAUAUACAUAUAUACGAGCCAGAAGAAUUGGAUGUGGAAAAGAGUCUUCAACUCUUUAGUUCAUAUGCUUUUUCAAAGGACCAGCCUCCCAAUGAUUACAAGAAACUUUCAGUUGAUAUGGUAAGCACCACAGGAGGGUUGCCAUUAGCCUUGAAGAUUUUGGGUUCUAAUUUAUCUAUCAUCAAGGACAAAGAAGUAUGGAAAAAUAGGUAUCAGACAUUGAAAAAAUAUCCUCAUAAUAAUGUCUAUGCAAAGUUGAAAAUAAGCUAUGAUGAUAUGCAAGAUGAUAUUGAAAGAACCAUAUUUCUCGAUGUUGCAUGCUUUUUCAUAGGAUGGAAGAAAGAAUCUUUUCUAUAUGGGAAGCUUGUGGCUUAA
Macadamia integrifolia is the source of this 1464-nucleotide messenger RNA. Its product is annotated as disease resistance protein Roq1-like. Gene Ontology annotation, molecular function: ADP binding. Gene Ontology annotation, biological process: defense response; signal transduction. NCBI's taxonomy places the organism in Eukaryota, Viridiplantae, Streptophyta, Magnoliopsida, Proteales, Proteaceae. The transcript is spliced from 3 exons. The record is from RefSeq and is a predicted model, not a curated record. The coding region runs from base 1 to 1464 and encodes 487 amino acids.